Molecule: messenger RNA, 1710 nt
Organism: Actinia tenebrosa (Australian red waratah sea anemone)
Lineage: Eukaryota; Metazoa; Cnidaria; Anthozoa; Actiniaria; Actiniidae
Product: DNA-directed RNA polymerase III subunit RPC6
Biological process (GO): transcription by RNA polymerase III
Cellular component (GO): RNA polymerase III complex
Source: RefSeq, a predicted model, not a curated record
UUCAUAAUUCGUUUUAGAUUUUCAAGAUGGCUGUCGCUGAUAUCGUAGUAAAACAAGAAGCUGUAGGAGCAGUAGACUUGGAAGAAAGGAUAUGUGAGCUCUGUAAACUGAAUCCUAAAGGUAUAUCCGACCAGGUUAUUCAGCAAGAUAUGCCUGGAAUUCCUCCACAACAGCGCGUUACCGCCAUUAACCGUUUGUUAUCCAUUGGUAGAUUGGAAUUACUUCGAAGUGGAUCCCAGCUAUUAUACAGAUACAAAGAUGUACAGGCAGCUCAAAAAACUAAGGGUUUUGAAGUAGAAGAGAAAGUGGUUUAUCAAAUUAUAGAAGAAGCUGGCAACAAAGGUAUUUGGAUAAGAGACAUCAGAUAUAAAUGUAACCUGCAGUUGACACAGCUGAAUAAAAUCUUGAAGAAUCUGGAGAGUAAGAAGCUCAUUAAGGCAAUCAAGUCAGUUGCUGCAUCAAAAAAGAAGGUCUACAUGUUAUUCACAUUAGAACCAGACAUUUCAGUUACUGGUGGAGCAUGGUACAGUGAUCAAGACUUUGAGUCUGAAUUYGUGGAAGUUCUCAAUCAACAGUGCUUUAAAUUUCUAGAACAAAAGUUUCGUCAAGCUGAAAAACUAUAUGAUGACCCUGUGGCUAGAAAAAAUGCUUCAUACAGCUCUUCAAAUGAUGUUUGGAAGUAUAUUUCCCAGUUGGGAAUAAGUAAGGUUCAGCUAUCAGUCCAAGAUAUAGAGACUAUUCUGAAUACCCUCAUAUAUGAUGGCAAGGUUGAGACUGUUGUAGUGGUUGAUAACAAAUCCAGCUCUGGCUCUGGACAGAAGACUCUUUAUCGUGCUGUUUUCCCAAUGAUUUCUUCAGCAGGAUUGAUGAGGACACCAUGUGGGGUUUGUCCAGUUGUAGAUAAGUGUCACGAUGGUGCUGCAGUUUCUCCUAAAACUUGUAUAUACAUGAAGGAAUGGCUUGAUGUGUGAAAACUUUAGUGUCCAAUAAAUAUAUUUAUAAUAAUAUUAUAGUUAUGCAUGACGAAUAAGUAUUAUUUAUUCAAAAGACAAACCCAAGCUUUGAGUGAUUUUAUUUUCAAAAUAACAAAGAUCUAACAAUAUUACACUAGCAUUAACAUGACAUACAGCAUCUUCGCCUAAUUAAAUAAAAUAUUUGUUUAAAGUGUAACAUCAUUCUUCUGCGUCCAAAUAGGCCUUUCCCAAAUUUGCUUGAGUAACCUCAAGACAAUGCCUCCAAGUCAAAGUUGGUCUUGAUAAAAUACAGUAAAUGUAUGAAAACAUCAAGUCUAACCUUAACUUGGGGCCAUUGUUACUGGUCACUCAAGGAAAUGAAUAGUCCCUUUCAUAGUUCCCUGCGCCAUCUUGAAAAGUAGCCAUGCCUUUGCAUCGAAGCAAGACGAAAGGCGAGCUUGAAAUGAUAGACCCCUGGUUAAACACCUCUCACAAUUAUUCACCUCUCUAUCAUGGCAAGCUCACCGUUCAUCUCUCUUCGAUCCAAUGGAACUGCUACUUUUCAAGAUGGUGCAGGGAACUAUGAAAGGGACUAUUUGCAAAGGCCUAUUUAGUUCUUCAUAGUAGAAUAAACUUGGAGCUUUCUGCUCAUUAAAAAUGCAGGAUACAAUUUGGAUUACAUUUUAAUUUCCAUUUUGCCAGUUUGAAUAAACAUAAGCAACUUGAAACUAGCUCUAUUAAACUUAUUUUAGUUCUA